AUGAGCACCGAGACACAAAACGAGGUGCGUUCGCGCCACGUGACCACCGCCAAUGAGCAGCACCCGAAAAUCCAUUCUGCCGGCCCCGUUUCCGAGGCGGACUUCUUUUGGACCUACCAGGAGGAGCCCCAUAGAUCUCGACGGAUGGAGAUCAUCAAGGCGCACCCUGAGGUGACCAAGCUGACUGGACACGAGCCCCUGACCAAGUGGGUGGUUCUUGGAGUGGUUUCUCUGCAGUUUACAUGUGCCUACCUGCUUCGAAACAGUCCCAUUUUGAGCUGGCCGUUUCUGAUCACAGCUUACGUGAUUGGAGCCGUGUGCAUCCAGAACCUGUUUCUGGCGAUCCACGAGCUGUCCCACAACCUGGGUUUCAAGAAGCCGAUCCACAACAAGCUGUUUUCCAUUUUUGCAAACGCCCCUAUCGGAAUCCCCUACAGCGCCGGCUUUGGACCCUACCAUCUGCUACAUCACAAACAUCUGGGCGACUUCCGGUUCGACACAGACCUGCCAACUCCCCUGGAGGCUGCACUGUUUAGCAAUGUUGCCGGCAAGGCGUUUUUCGCAACCUUUCAGCUCUUCUUCUACGCCAUCCGACCCAUCUGUGUCGCCCAGUUGCCCUUCUCGAUCAUCCACUUUCUCAACAUUGCCGCCCAGGUGGCUGUUGACGUGGCCGUGAUCAAAUUCUGGGGAAUGCAGUCCUUCUGGUACCUUAUCAUAUCGUCCUUCUUUGCCGGUUCGCUUCAUCCCGUCGCUGGCCACUUUAUCGCCGAACACUACGUCCUGGGAGAUAACGUGGACGAUGCGGAAUCGACCAUGAAGGAGUCUGGGUCGGAUAAGUUGAUGGCCGACAAGAACCGAAACUCCUCUUCGGUCGCACCCCCUGAGACCUACUCCUACUAUGGUAUCCUUAACCUGGUUACCUACAAUGUUGGAUACCACAACGAGCACCACGACUUUCCUUUCGUGCCUUGGACUCGCCUGCCGGCUCUUAGAGAAAUGGCCAAGGACUUUUACGACCCUCUGCCUCAGGUUAAGAGCUGGAGUAUGACCAUUGUCGAUUUCAUCCGAGAUGAUCGAGUGUCUUUGUGGUGUCGAGUGAAGAGAGAUGAGGCUCAGAUGAAGCGGUUGGCAGCACGAACCUAG
This is a messenger RNA of Yarrowia lipolytica CLIB122, 1143 nucleotides long. RefSeq lists its product as uncharacterized. Lineage: Eukaryota; Fungi; Ascomycota; Dipodascomycetes; Dipodascales. Gene Ontology annotation, cellular component: membrane. The record is from RefSeq and is a predicted model, not a curated record. Gene Ontology annotation, biological process: ceramide biosynthetic process. Gene Ontology annotation, molecular function: sphingolipid delta-4 desaturase activity.